AUGUCCGCAGACACUACCGCCAAACGAGUGGUCUACGAGCCCGGUUACUCACAUCUAGAGACGGUGAUGCUGAUCCCUCCCAUUGCGACCUGUAUCUUCAGCUAUCUGAACACCCCGGACUACCUCUGCGUGCGAAACACCACAAAGACUCUGCGCGUGCUCACCGACAACAACCGACGCUUUUUCCGCAAUCUGGUGUUCUUGCGCAGAGGCGUGGAGCGAUGGCUGGAUCUGCUGGAGAGUCCGGCAGUCGACAACAUCCUGACCCCAGAGUACUUGCAGUUUCUCCUGCAUAAGACAACCAAGGACAUCAUCGACAGAGACGUGAAACGGCGGUAUGGUGCGACGCAACUCAAUCUGCUGACUUUAAAGAGGGCCAUCGGAGUGAUGAGCUCUAGAGGUCUCGAUGCCUCGACGCUCAGCUUUUGGCGCAGGAAAGCCCAGGAUACCCAGAAGGAAUUGUCCGAGAUUGUGCUGCACACACCGAGAGUUCGAACCAUUCCCGUUUCUGAGUUUUAUCACCCGCGGUUCAUGGGACGGCAUUUGGCUCAAGUGCUCAAUAACUUGCCGAUCGGAAACCACAUCACUUCCGUCGUCCUCGACGGCACAAGUGUCGAUACCGAAUGGAUCCAGCUGAUCAUGGGACGCUUCGCUUCCACCCUGCCCAGGUCUUUCCAGACUGGAUCCUGGAGUGCAAGUACCGGCAUCAGCCUCUUGCUCUUCGUUGGCUUCGAGUAUUUCCCCCAGCCAACAUACAUCCCUGAUUUGAUGGUGGUUAAUGGAUUUCUAGUGUUGAUGCCGAUGUACAACUAUGGCCAGAAUAAAAACAUAUGGCUACGGACCAUGGAGGAAAGAAUGAGACAGUGUUUUGAGAAGUUCGACGAGUUGCACGAAGAAAAUCCGGAGCCUUUCGUGCAUUGGGAUGCCCUACUGCAGCCGCUAGGGGAGAUCAAUCCCGUGAUUGCUCUGUUAGUAAUCUCCAAAUAUUUCGAUAUAAAGGUCGAUAUCGCCCUUUGCGCUUCUCAACAUUUUUGCUGGUCCUUUGUCCUCGCCGCAAAUUCCGAGAUCAUUGGACCACACCAACAACUCAACCAUUUCACGAUGGGCGGCCGAACAUAUUCAAAUGUGGAGAUCGACGGUCGAUUCGCUCGUCACACACAUUGCUUGGCCGAAGUUGGGGCAAGAAAGAACGAGGGUGGGCAAUGCUGCUACACCUGUGGACUGUGGGAAGGUUCACCUGCGCCAGUCGAAUACUGCGGUGACAACAAGGAUAUGUUCGUCGAAGUGGGUGGCGUCACGAACGGAGCCGCAAUCGGCGUGGGGAGGUUUUCCAUGGGAUCUCUAUGCGCCGCUUGCGUAAUAUUCAUGACCUGCGCCGAGUGCGACAAGUUCAUCUGCCAAAGCUGCUUUUUUAAAAGUCCGACUGGCCCACAGAAUCCUCUCAUGGUCUCCGAUGUUGCGGGACUGCGGCUUCUCAAGGUCGUUUGCGCGCAGCCCGGCCAUGGCGCCGAAUGCGUCGAUUGCAUCGCCACCCGGGCGGACCUCUACUUCGAGUGCGAAAAGUGUGGAAGGGGGUAUUGUCUCCGUUGCCAGAAUCCCACCGGCCGCCAGGUUUCCACGGAUCUUUACGGCGGUUCCAUGCGUGUAUACCAGAACGACCUGAUAUCCGAAGUACCGGGAGUGAAACUUCGGGGUGGAAGACCAACCCCCUUCGCGGAAAACCCUCUGUGCCGUCUGGCAGCCUUCAAGCCGGCAAAGCCACAGGUGCCAACCGCACGACCGCCCGUCACCUUCACGGAGCACAAUCUGUUCGAAAUCUGCAUCGGCUGUGAAAAGGCUCUCUGUCGGAAAUGUGUACCGUCGCACGCAUGGGAGAAAGGACUGGAGAAGCGACCUAACGCAUCGAAGUAUCGACAGUGCUUAGAGAGCGCCUGCGGAAAGUUCUACUGCGAGAAUUGCGUGAACGCAUGUGCCAACGUGUGCACGAAGUGCAAGACGUGGGUAUGCUGUCGGAUGUGCGAUCUCAUGAACAAUACCAUCACGGGGGUUCCCGAUGCGCUACAGGGAAGAUGGUGUGGACAGCCGGACUGCAUGGAUCGAUCCGGGGUUGGGAAACUCGGGGACUUGGAGGGGCCGUGGGAGGACGGGUGGGUUCCGAGGCAUGUCCUCCCACGCCCGACCAACCAACAUGAGGCCGCCUUGAGUCGUCAGGAAGCGCAGAGGUUAGAGAUCGCGCGAUUGCUGGCUUCGCGAAUGCAAAGACCAACAGCUGCAGGACUUCCUGUUGGACAGAACCAGCAGGGAGGAAAUCAGCCACGACACGGCUCUCAACAGCAGCAACAGCAGCAACCGCUGCCAGGAUUUCCGCCCACUCCUGAGAAUCUCAACCAGCCGGCGAUAGCACCUCUGCCUCGGCCUCCGCCCGCGACCACCUCGAGGCCAGCCGGUAUUCCCGCCGGGACCACUGCUAAUCCGCCCACUCAGCAACAACCUGGUGCCAACACUAGCCACAACGACGAGGAUAGGGGCAAAGCCGAGAGUAUGGAUGAGGAUGGAGACGAGUAGGAUGAUGCGGAUGAGUACAAAAAGAAGUGGAGGUAGAUCGGGAUCCGCAAUCCAAGUGCGGGGUACGGGCUGUUCUGGUGUUGUAGGUACUCAUAGUAUCCCAUAGGUAGGU
Molecule: messenger RNA, 2677 nt
Organism: Tricharina praecox
Lineage: Eukaryota; Fungi; Ascomycota; Pezizomycetes; Pezizales; Pyronemataceae
Exons: 3
Coding region: 1-2565 (854 amino acids)
Source: RefSeq, a predicted model, not a curated record